Molecule: messenger RNA, 3692 nt
Organism: Vitrella brassicaformis
Lineage: Eukaryota; Vitrellaceae
Source: the annotation of a GenBank genome assembly
CUACAAGCUACGCCUACUUGCCUGUAUUCACAAGCUGUGCAACCAACCCCCACCACACCACCCACACACAGAGCACACCCCACCCACUAUGUCCAUGUGUAUACACACAAAUGAUGCGCACGCGGAAAGGCAUCCAUCGCCUGCCAUCCUGUACUACGAGUGACAUGUUUCGACCUCAGGCUCUUCGAGAGUCUGCAUCUUCGUGACUUUGGGGCUGUCGUUGUCGUUGUCCUUAUAGGACAGCCCCCCGCCCAUCUCGAACACAGCCGGCCAAUGCCCCCCUUCGCCAACAAAGAAAGUGCUGUUGGUCUUGGCGUCGUCCCGCCCGCCCUUCUUGGCCUGCUUCCCCCCGCUUUUGCAGGGAUGCGUGGGCCAAUCGUACGGCAGGUGGCCCGACACUGGCGCGUCGGCAUAGAGCACGUCGGCCACCCCGCCGCCCUCCGACCCCACCAGCCAUGCCACCACAAAGGCGUCUGACAGGUUGAUGAGGUUGUUGGUGUACAGCGGCCUGCCCGUCAGGAACACGGUCACCACUGGCGUGUCUGGCGCCUGCUUCCUGAGCGUCCUGAGCAGGUGGAGGUCGAAGUAGCCGGCGGGGUUCUGCGGCCGCACGUGAGAGAAUGGCCUGGGGACGGUGAUGUCUCCCCCAUCCUCGGCAUAGGGGUCCUCCGCAAUGACGGCAAUGAUGGCGUCGAAGGCGCCCUUCCUCGCCGCCUUGCCGUCAAAAGAGUACUCCACCGAGCCCCCCUUCUGUGCGGCCUUCUGCCGCAGGCCAGCCAGGAUGGUCGUCGCCCCCACAAACACCUCGUUCGGUGCCUUCUUGUCGCCCUGCCAUGUGUAUGUCCACCCCCCGCUCUGCACCGCGAUGCUGUCGGCCCCCCUGCCCACCACCAGCAGCCGUGAUGGCUUCUUCAGCGGCAGGAUUUGCCUGUCGUUCUUGAGCAGGACGAGCGACUUCUGCACAGCCUCGCGAGCGACCUUCCGGUGGCCUGGUGCGCCGAGGGAGUGGCCCAUGUCUUUGAGCAUCUGUGCGCGUCGCUGUGGCGAUGGCCGUGGCUUGCCGUGUGGCGUGGAUAUGGACGAGAUGAAGCCCAUGCGCGCCUUGACUCUGAGGAUCCGCGUGACGGCGUCGUCGAUGCGCUCCAUCGGCACGAUGCCCGCACGCACCUGCUUGGCCGUGUUCUCGAUGAAACCAACCUGACGGACCGAGGAACAGCAAUCUAAUUAAUCUUCACACACACCCCCAUGCCCCCAUGCCCAUCGUCCGUCUCUGGCAUCUCCAUGCUAAGCUAACCCAGUCGUUAUUGGUCGGGACCAUGAAUAUGUCGAUGCCGGCAUUGACAGAGGGGGGGCAGGACCAUUUGGUGCAGGAGGGCCACACCCAGUGGUGCCCCUCCCAGUCGCUGAUGACCAGCCCAUCGAACCCGAGGGCGUUCUUCAAGACUCCGUUGAUGAGGUACUCGUGGGCGUGCAGCUGCAGACCGUUGUAGCUGGAGAAACUCACCUGAACACAGAGAAAGAAGUGAGGUGAGGGAGGGACACAUCUAUCUGCAUCAAGUGCGGUGUGGUGUGUGGGGUAUGGUCUCGUCUCGUCUCGUCUCACCAUGAUGGCCCCAACUCCAGCUUCGAUGGCCGCAAAGUACCCCGGAGCGUGUUUCGACCUCAGCUCCUCCUCACUCAUGAAGGCAGGACCCGUGUUCUUGCCGUGCUGAGUGCCACCGUCAGCUAUCUGCACACACACACCACACACAUGAUCGACCAGAGGCACCGAUCCUUCACGGCCCGGCCACACCUCACUCACCCAGUGCUUUGCCGUCGCCAGGACGUGUGUCGCAUCCAGGUAGUAUUUCCCUCCAUCCUUGUGGGGGUGGCCCUGCAAGCCGGUGACCAUGGCUGCACCUAGGCGCGCGACGGUCUCUGAGAAGGCCGAGUAGCCCUCGUAUGUCCUGCCCCAUCGGGCAUUCUGCGGGACGGCGAGGCAUGGGGCAAAGGUCCAGUCUAGACCCGUCAGCGCCAGCUCUAUCGCCGUCACACGACCAAUCCUGCACCAAGACAGCAAGAAGGACGAUCGUAUGUCAUUGUGGGUUUGAUCAUCCAGUGGUGUUGGUCAGCUGCAGCUGACCUCUUCAUGAGUUCGACGUCGUUUGCGGCCCCGAGUGCGAUGUUGUGGGGGAAGAUGGUGGCUGACCCGUGGUUGUGGUGCCCAUGGACAGCGUCGAUUCCCCACAUGUAGGGGACCUUGACGCCCUUGUACGACGGAGCGGCGUUGUAAAACACCUCUGCCUGCGCAAGCCACGCCGCCUCAGUGUGAGAGCCGAUUCGGGUGCCUGACAAACACAGCAGACCAUGGGUUAGAUGCGCGUGUGUCGCCGAUUCAUCCGACCCAUUUCACCUACCUGCGCCCGAGAUGAUGGUGCCGACGAACUUCUCCUUCAUGUAAGAGGGGUCGGUGCCCGGUGAGUGGACUUGCACCAUCUGCGCCAGCUUCUGCUCCAGCGUCAGCCCGCCGACGAUGCGUUUGAUCUCAGCCUCCAUGUGUGGGUCUUUGGGAGGAGCGACCUUGAGCUUCGGCCACGGGAUCAGCGCUGAGCCAACAGCACAGUGGACACAGAGCUAGUGAGGACGAUUCCAGACGUGGCUAACCUCCGCCUGUUUUAGGUUGCAGCGUCCAGCAGUACCAGCCCCACCCCCUCUCCUUGGCCGACGGGGGGCACGGCUCGGACGCGAGACGACAUUGAGCCCACUUAUGAUGAUAGAUACACACAUGACAAGUCGGAUCAGCCAAACAUUUGCAGCAGUGCAGGCGUGCUUCCCCCCUCUCUGCUAACGUUUCGGCUCUUGGCAAGUAGUGAGCCCUGUGUGAUUCGGCACUGGAACUUCUCGUCGGCGCAGCAGCCCGUCUUGUUGCAGUCGCGGAACUUGGCAGAACAUGUCGGGCUCUUCUCUGCUUUCUCUGCCGAGAAGGGGACAGCAAGAGCCGACCAAUGCUCGGCAGGCCGCUCUUGUGUGCCCUUGGCAGCUUACCCCCUGACUGCGGCUGUGGCGGAGCCGAAACCUGCUGCGUACGUGCUGUAGGCGGCUGGCUCCAAUCUGCACAUCAACCAGACAGACAUAUCAGAGCCCGUUUCUUCUGUCCUCCAUCCUUUCGUCACCUGCAUGUCCGGGGGCCUGAAUGCCGUGCUGGUGUGCGCUCUUGGGUGUGUGAUAGCACCGCAGCGGCACCGCCCUCCUCGUGUACGAGCGCCUCUGCUGGGCGUGCGCCACCGGCUCAAGGGUUUGGUGAGUGUUGGUGGCGUCCCAGCAGCAGCCAUUACUCUGACAGGACGGCCAUGAUGGAUAACGUGUAAUGAACCGUGGAGAGUCUGUCUGUCUGUCUGUCUGUCGUGUGCGCACCUCGCACUCCUGCUUGGUGUCCAAGUUCCGCUGCGUGACGCUGUCGAGGCAGGCAACGGUGCUGAACUCCCUGUUGGGACACGUCGCUGCUGAAGGGGACAAGAAGGAGAGAAAGGGACACAAUCACGAAGGUGAUGGCCUCUGCUUUUCGUUGUCGUGUUAAUUGCCUGCUCUUUGCUCGAGUCCUCUCAGCCUGCCAUCGAGGUCUUCCUCGUCGUCGGGCUGUUCCUCGUCGGCACCUCUUCCGAUUGUGAGGAGGAGACCGAUGAGCACCAUCGCCCACCUCAUCUGUUUUCGAU